UCAGCGAUUGAAUACACGCAUGCAUAUUUUGAAAAGCCGUCAGUGUGAUGUUCUGAGCCAUCAAUCCAAGCUCAUUGGUGGCUGAGCUCUUCCAGCUCGUCUUAUCGUCCAAUCGGCAACACUCCGUCCUGUGCCAUCAGCCAAACAGGUGCUUGGACGACAACGCUCUUCUUGCGAGAGACUCUAAAGUCUAAAGUCUGUGCACCCACACACACUCACUCACUCACUCACACUCACACACAGCAACAGCCAUGUCGCAAAGUCACAACACCCUGACUCAAACACGACUGGAGAAGACGUGGGUGCCGUGGAUGCCCAACCGACUAAGCAAGCGUCGAGGAUCGUCGGUUCCACAGUUCACUAACUCGCCGACCAUGAUAGUGAUGGUGGGACUACCUGCUCGUGGGAAAACGUACAUCUCCAAAAAACUCACCAGGUAUCUCAACUGGAUUGGCGUCACAACCAAAGUGUUCAACGUGGGGCAGUACCGCCGAGACGCCACGCGUUCCUACAACAGUUUCGAGUUCUUCAAACCCGACAACGCAGAGGCCAUGAAAAUCCGAAAAGCAUGCGCCAUUGCCGCGCUCAAGGACGUGUGCGACUACUUCACCAACGGGCAAGGCCAAGUGGUGGUUUUCGAUGCCACCAACACCACACCCGAGCGCCGAGAGCUCAUUCUCAGCUUUGCUAAGGAAAAUGGCUACAAGGUUUUCUUUGUGGAAUCCAUCUGUGAUGAUCCAGAGAUCAUCGCUCAGAAUAUUAAGCAAGUCAAGCUAAGCAGUCCCGAUUACAUCAAUUGCGACAAGGACGAGGCUGUUGCCGAUUUUCUCAAGAGGAUUGAAUGUUACAAAUUAACGUACGUGGCGUUGGAUGAUAACAAGGACAGGAACUUGUCGUAUAUCAAGAUCUUCAACGUGGGCAGCAGGUACCUGGUGAACCGCGUGCAGGACCACAUCCAGAGCAGAAUCGUUUACUACCUCAUGAACAUCCACGUCACGCCGCGUUCCAUCUACCUGUGUCGCCACGGCGAGAGCGAGCUUAACCUGGUGGGUCGCAUCGGCGGAGACUCGGGAUUGUCGGCCCGCGGCGCCAAGUUUGCUAGCGCUUUGGGAACGUACGUGCGCAAGCAGAGCAUCAGUGAGCUGAAGGUGUGGACCAGCCACAUGAAGAGGACCAUCCAGACGGCUGAAGCUCUGGGGGUGCCGUAUGAACAGUGGAAGGCUCUCAAUGAGAUUGAUGCUGGCGUGUGUGAAGAGAUGUCCUACGAGGAAAUUCAAGAGAAUUAUCCGGAAGAGUUUGCAUUGCGAGACCAAGACAAGUAUCGCUACCGCUAUCCAAAGGGCGAGUCUUACGAGGACCUGGUUCAGCGUCUGGAACCCGUCAUCAUGGAACUGGAGAGGCAGGAGAACGUGCUGGUCAUCUGCCACCAGGCCGUCAUGAGAUGUUUGCUGGCGUACUUCCUGGACAAAAGUGCAGUGGAACUGCCCUACCUCAAGUGUCCUCUUCAUACAGUCCUUAAACUCACCCCAGUUGCCUACGGGUGUAAAGUGGAGUCGGUCUUCCUGAACAUUGAAGCUGUGAACACACACCGUGAUAAACCCGAGAACGUGGAUGUGGACCGAGAUGCAGAAGAGGCGCUGGAGACUGUGCCGGAUCACAUCUAGACCACCAGGGGCAAAAAAAAAAC
Messenger RNA from Syngnathus acus (greater pipefish), 1687 nucleotides. Its product is annotated as 6-phosphofructo-2-kinase/fructose-2,6-bisphosphatase-like. The transcript has 14 exons. Gene Ontology annotation, molecular function: ATP binding; 6-phosphofructo-2-kinase activity; fructose-2,6-bisphosphate 2-phosphatase activity. Gene Ontology annotation, biological process: fructose metabolic process; fructose 2,6-bisphosphate metabolic process. The coding region runs from base 252 to 1664 and encodes 470 amino acids. Gene Ontology annotation, cellular component: 6-phosphofructo-2-kinase/fructose-2,6-biphosphatase complex; cytosol. Lineage: Eukaryota; Metazoa; Chordata; Actinopteri; Syngnathiformes; Syngnathidae. The record is from RefSeq and is a predicted model, not a curated record.